Molecule: messenger RNA, 1784 nt
Organism: Cucurbita moschata (crookneck pumpkin)
Lineage: Eukaryota; Viridiplantae; Streptophyta; Magnoliopsida; Cucurbitales; Cucurbitaceae
Product: flap endonuclease 1
Exons: 18
Coding region: 69-1322 (417 amino acids)
Molecular function (GO): 5'-3' exonuclease activity; 5'-flap endonuclease activity; DNA binding
Source: RefSeq, a predicted model, not a curated record
GACUCCUUCCCGCCUUCCUUGCUUCGUCUUCCAAAGCGGUUCCUUCUCUGCUACUGCGACGCCUUGCCAUGGGCAUUAAGGGUUUAACCAAGCUUUUAGCUGACAAUGCCCCCAAAGGCAUGAAGGAGCAGAAGUUCGAAAGCUAUUUUGGACGAAAAAUUGCAAUUGAUGCCAGCAUGAGUAUCUAUCAAUUUCUUAUUGUCGUGGGAAGAAGUGGGACUGAGAUGUUGACCAACGAAGCUGGUGAAGUCACUAGCCAUUUGCAAGGGAUGUUUAACCGGACAAUAAGGCUUCUCGAAGCUGGAGUUAAGCCAGUCUAUGUGUUUGAUGGAAAGCCUCCUGAUUUGAAAAAGCAAGAACUUGCAAAACGUUAUUCAAAGAGAGCAGAUGCUACUGCAGACCUGGCAGAUGCAAUUGAGGUUGGAAACAAGGAGGACAUUGAGAAAUUCAGUAAAAGGACGGUCAAGGUUACAAAGCAGCACAAUGAUGACUGUAAAAGACUUUUGAGACUCAUGGGAGUGCCUGUGAUCGAGGCUCCCUCCGAAGCUGAGGCACAAUGUGCUGCGCUUUGCAAGUUAGGAAAGGUUUAUGCUGUGGCAUCAGAAGACAUGGAUUCACUAACAUUUGGAUCUCCUAGAUUUCUUCGUCAUUUAAUGGAUCCCAGCUCAAGGAAGAUCCCAGUUAUGGAAUUUGAAGUUGCAAAGAUUUUGGAGGAGCUGAACCUUACCAUGGAUCAAUUUGUCGAUUUGUGCAUUCUUUCUGGAUGUGAUUAUUGUGACAGUAUUCGAGGUAUAGGGGGACAGACUGCUUUAAAGCUUAUCCGUCAACAUGGGUCUAUAGAAAAUAUACUAGAGAACAUCAAUAAAGAAAGGUACCAAAUUCCAGAGGGUUGGCCAUUUCAAGAGGCCCGACAGCUUUUUAAAGAACCACUAGUGUGUACUGACGAAGAGCAACUUGACAUUAAGUGGACUACUCCAGAUGAAGAAGGCUUAAUCUCAUUUUUGGUGAAUGAGAAUGGGUUCAAUAGCGAUAGAGUAACAAAGGCAGUAGAAAAAAUUAAAGCAGCCAAGAACAAGUCAUCACAGGGCCGGAUGGAGUCAUUUUUCAAGCCCGUAACGAAUCCUUCAGUAUCCACUAAAAGAAAGGUAACCAAAUGUGUACUUAAGUCUCCUAAACCAGGAAUCCAGCAUAAAUACUCUCCACAAGCUUUUUAUCCGUCAAGGACAAAGGUCAUUGGCAGCCUAGGGACGCCAAUAUUAGACCAUUCUUCCAAGUACUCAGGGUCAAGGCCAUUAGUCAUGGCUGCUUGCUUCGGCACAUGAAGCUGAAAACGCUGGAGACAUCAGAAAAGCCCACCAAACAAGCAAUAACUAAGAAAUCGAAGUCCAGUGGUGGUAAAAUAAAGUAGGAAGAGUUGGUUCCAUCGCCACUGUCGAAUUUGUGCAACGAACUUGCUGAUUUUAAGUAAUUUAUAAGCUUUAGGUGGCUGCAAAUUUAGGAGAUAGUUGCGACAUUAAUGUUCUUGAAUGAUUGGUCUUGGUGCAAUUUUAGGAGGUAUAUCUUUGAGUACUUGCGGACAUGCCUUGUGUGACUGCAAUCUAUUAGUUUUAAGUUGCAGGCCCUCUCAAGAAUGAUAAUUUUGUUUCUGCUCUGCAACCUGUAUAUUUCUUAACUAAAUGAAUAGUGAAGUAAGAUCUUAUAGGUUUGCUUUUCCAAUUCUUAGAACUCCUGGAUUGAUUGGAGAGGAUAGUUGAGUUGCCAAAUUUGAAAAUUGAAUUCAUGAA